Molecule: messenger RNA, 1393 nt
Organism: Marchantia polymorpha subsp. ruderalis
Lineage: Eukaryota; Viridiplantae; Streptophyta; Marchantiopsida; Marchantiales; Marchantiaceae
Source: the annotation of a GenBank genome assembly
CCCCGAGAUCCUCCUGCAUGCGCUGCCAAUGUAGAAACACUUCGCUGUCUCUUGAACAAUCAGAAGUAUGUGAAGACGAAGUCAGUUGCUUGUCAAGUGCAUGGAAAUUGCAGAUGAUUUUUGAGUGCUCUGCAACGCUGGAUUCCGGAAAGAUUUGAGGCAAAAGGGACUUCCAAAUGAAGAAUCUUGUUUUCUCUGGGAGAGCUUAGGAGCAAGGCAAGGGAUUUCAUGAAUCUGGAGGAGCAACUUUGAACACAAGAGGCACUUUGCCAAUCGUCGUCCACACCAGAUGGUCGAGCUAGAUAUGAGUUUUUACCAUGGAAGGGAUGGACCUGAAAAAUGAAAGGUGGUCGCAGAAAGGUGCAGCGGUUGAGAGUUUGAUCCCCAGCAUACACGUCCUCUUGUUCAAUGUCUGUGCUCUCAUGGGCAAGAACUGCCCGCUGUGUGCAGAAAAAAAGGGGCAACGAGUGGUCUGAACGUCCAAUUCAAGCUAGAAUUAGAAAUGCAGUGUGCUCACAUAGAGGGUGGGCAAGUGAAUGGCGAGCUGGAUUGGCAUUUUCUCAUGUCAAAGCCAUCCAGAGACAGCUCAUAAGGACGUCAUAUGAUGACGAAUUUCGAGAUUCCAGAAGCAUUGCUCUAGGCUUGCACAAGCGGUACAAGGAUGUUCUGAAUGGUGGUUUCAGCAACAACCUGAAGGAGUUCAUUCGAGCUGGGGUCACGGCAUACGAAGUGGGCUGUACAGAUGAAGGAAUGCGGAAGGAGUUGCUCAGCAUCGGUGAUUUAAACGAGCUUUCAGAUGAAGAAUCUGGAGGAAGUGUUGGACUGAAGAGCAGGCUGGCUACGGAAGAGGUGGAGGAAUGCAUAUUGUGGCUGUCACUGGUGUUCCUCACAAUCUUGUGUUCGCCUCCUCCGACUGUAGUACGCUGGUCCAACACUCCUGCCGUAUCUGCAGAGGCCCAGUUUCAGUGGCGUGGGUUUUGUGCCCUCAUUGCCAAUGCCUACUACACACGGGGAAUGGCCUGGCUUCCUGUGAAGACUCUGCAGCUGGAGCAGAUGGCUGUGUCUGGAUAUGCCGAGGAGCCAUCAUUGGUUGCUGAUCGAAUGCGACUUGUUUUUGACACGCUCGAGAUUAUAUGCCCCCAGUGGCCCAAGCAGUAAGUUCUGAUGACCCAACCGUGAAGACAUUUUAUGAUAGACGUCCACAUGUACAGUUGAUGGUACUCUCGUAAGUGGUGGCGCUUACAACGUGGUCAACCGUCAAAAAGUAGAUCUGCUAGAUGUGUUUGUAUGGAACUCAAAAUACACUAUUCUAGUGGUAUACAGCCCCCAUCAAAAUACGAAAAUAAAGCCUUGAUUGAGGCCUUAAUGUCCAAGAUUGAUGAUUUGGACUGGA